Messenger RNA from Dipodomys ordii (Ord's kangaroo rat), 339 nucleotides. RefSeq names its product microtubule-actin cross-linking factor 1-like. The coding region runs from base 103 to 327 and encodes 74 amino acids. The transcript has 5 exons. Gene Ontology annotation, biological process: nuclear migration. Lineage: Eukaryota; Metazoa; Chordata; Mammalia; Rodentia; Heteromyidae. Gene Ontology annotation, cellular component: nuclear outer membrane; meiotic nuclear membrane microtubule tethering complex; cytoplasm. The record is from RefSeq and is a predicted model, not a curated record. Gene Ontology annotation, molecular function: actin filament binding.
UCAACUUAUAGACUCUUUGAGAAGCUGCAGAGUUUCAGCCACUGUCUAGAGGCUCUUUGGGACCCCCUUCCUUUUAGGUGGGGCCAGCAGACUCCGGGAGCCAUGUGGCCCUGUUACAAAGAUGAACAGGAAUUCAACGCUCACCUGGUUUGCCGCAUGUGCUGCAUGGAUGAGCGGGACCGGGUUCAGAAGAAAACGUUUACCAAAUGGGUCAACAAGCACUUGAUGAAGGUCCGUAAGCACAUCAAUGAUCUUUAUGAAGACCUGCGGGAUGGCCAUAACCUGAUCUCUCUGCUGGAGGUCCUCUCAGGCAUCAAACUGCCUUGAAAGAAGGGCAGG